GCAAAAUGGCGUUUGACGGAGAAUGGCUAAACGCGGGCAUUAUAGUCCCGUAUUUUUAAUUAGUGCAUACAUGUACACAUAUAUGCCGUCUGAUAGAUUAAGCUAGAUUAAGCGUUGUUAGAAAUAAUUUGUAUUCGGAUACAUUAGUCUGAGCGUACGAUGGCACGUCUCGUGCUAGCUUAGUGUGCUAGUUAGCUUAGCUUGUUAGCCGCUAACAAAGAGACGUGGAAGUUAUCAACUCAUCGCUAAGCAGAGAUCAAGUGUGAGUGUAAAGUGUUGUGAUUGUGUGAAAAUGUGCGAAAGAACGAUAGCAGAGUACGAGGAGGAACUGUGUCCAACAAAAGAAGACAAUGAGGUGGACGCUGUUUUCAAGAAGCAUCAAAUUGUUACACACAGAACAGCCAAGUUACAAUAUGUCUGCCUGACUGCGGACAAGUAGCUUAACUGAGGCAGGAGCUCUACUUCAUAAUUUGAGGGCUUCAGCGGAGAAUAUAAGAACACUUUCAAUGUAACAAGGGUCGGGCUGAUUGCACCUGCGUGCUGCGGCACCUGAGAGGCCACACAGCGGUGCCUUUCUCCCCCCGACAGCCAAGCAGCCUGGAGCACUCGUUCCAUUGCGAGUUUACACCGCAGCAUCAUCAAGUGCAACGUUCCAGCUCUUGGACAUCGAAGCAAGGAGGAAGAAAAGAUGUCUGGGAAGAUCAUCUUCUCCCUGAGCACCAGGAGUGGAGCUUCAGGAUGGAGCAGGAGGAGCCACAGACCUCCCACAUUAAGGAGGAAGAUGAAGCGUCACAGACGCCUCUCGUUAAAAACGAAGAGGAAGACCCACGGACCCCCCAUAUCAAAGAGGAAGAGGAGGAAAUCGGCAUCAGUCAGGAGGGAGAGCAUCUUAAAUGGUUGGAGGAGUUCCCAGUGAUUGGUGUGAUUGUGAAGAGUGAAGAUUAUAAGGUCAAAGGUGAAAGUGAGGAGAAGAGAGAAGUGGAGCCUCCAAGCAGCAGCUCAAUUCAACACAUGACAACAGAAGCUGAUGGAGACCACACUGAGGAUGAAGACUCUAAAGCUGAUAAGACGUGUCACACUGACAACACACGCUUAAAAUGUUCUCACUGUGACAAAACUUUUCAACGCCCUAGUGGCCUUAAAAGACACAUGAGAAUACACACUGGAGAAAAACCCUUUUCCUGCUCAGAAUGUGGUAAAAGUUUUUUACGAAAAUAUGUACUGAACAAACACAUGCUGAGACACUCUGGGGAAAAAGGUGAAAGUGAGGAGAAUCGAGAAGUGGAGCCUCCAAGCAGCAGCUCAACUCAACACAUGACAACAGAAGCUGAUGGAGACCACACUGAGGAUGAAGACUCUAAAGCUGAUAAGACGUGUCACACUGACAACACACGCUUAAAAUGUUCUCACUGUGACAAAACCUUUCAACGCCCUGGUGAUCUUAGAAGACACAUGAGAAUUCACACUGGAGAAAAACCCUUUUCCUGCUCAGAAUGUGGUAAAAGUUUUUUACGAAAAUAUGUGUUGAACGAACACAUGCUGAGACACUCUGGAGAAAAGCCUUUUUCUUGUUCAAUCUGCGGUAAAGAUUUUGUACAAAAUCACUAUUUGAAAGCACACAUGAGAUUACACAGCGGAGAAAAACCUAAUACCUGUUCAAUCUGUGGUAAAGGUUUUGUAAGACGUUCCAAUUUGAAAACACACAUGAGAACACACACGGGAGAAAAACCCUUUUCCUGCUCGUUAUGUGGUAAAGGUUUUGCUCACAACUAUUUGGUGAAAGAACACAUGCAAAUACACACUGGAGAAAAACGUUUUUCCUGCUCAGUAUGUGAUAAAGGUUUUGUACGGAAACAUUUGUUGAAAGAACACAUGAGAAAUCACACGGGAGAAAAACCUUUUUCAUGCUCAGUAUGUGGUAAAAGCUUUGCCCGGAAUACAUUUUUGAAGGAACACGCAAGAACACACACUGGAGAAAAACCUUUUUCCUGUUCAAUCUGUGGUAAAAGUUUUGCACGCUCAAAUAAGUUCAAAGUACACAUGAGAACACACACAGGUGAGAAAGUGUUGAGUUGCAGUAUGUGCGGUGAAAGAUUCUCUUUUCAGUACCAGUGUAAGAAACACACGUGUGCUGGUUAAAACAGCAGCAGCAAAUGAAGUCAAAACUUUAACUUUGACGUUCUAACGACAUCAGUACAUUUAACAUGUGUGACAUCAUUGUUGUGUGUGUAACACUCUCCAUGCAUUGAUUUUCCACCGCUUGUCCCUUUCAAACUUCUACCAUUUAUAAUUGGAUAUUUUAGAUUAUUGCUUCUUUCAGUCAAGUACAUGGAUUAAUACACAGCAUUGUGUACUUUUAUUUCAAAUUGUACAGAACAAUUUAACUGUAAAGGUGACAGUAAAUUGUACAAAACAUAUGUGACAUACAUUAAACAUGUUAUGUGUAUAUAGAUAUUCAUAAUUCACUUGUUUUUUAUAUGUUUUUGAAAUUAUGAAGUGUUACAUAUUUUCAAUUCUAAUUGUAAAUGAUUGCAUAGAUUAACUCCUUCAUUUGAUAAAAAUAUUUGUUUUACAUUUUUAAUGGUAUUAUUUCCAUGGAGAGGUCUGAAAUCACAG
Entelurus aequoreus (snake pipefish) is the source of this 2616-nucleotide messenger RNA. Its product is annotated as gastrula zinc finger protein XlCGF57.1-like. Gene Ontology annotation, cellular component: nucleus. The transcript is spliced from 3 exons. Gene Ontology annotation, biological process: regulation of transcription by RNA polymerase II. Gene Ontology annotation, molecular function: DNA-binding transcription activator activity, RNA polymerase II-specific; RNA polymerase II cis-regulatory region sequence-specific DNA binding. The record is from RefSeq and is a predicted model, not a curated record. Bases 739 to 2139 code for a protein of 466 amino acids. NCBI's taxonomy places the organism in Eukaryota, Metazoa, Chordata, Actinopteri, Syngnathiformes, Syngnathidae.